AUGCCCUCCAUCUACUGCAUCAUUUGCAGGGACACCCUCGGCGACACGUCGUCACCCAUGGCGGCCGCGUGCGGCCACGUCUUCUGCCUCAGCUGCACGACAUUCCACUUCGCCAAUACGCCUUCGUGCCCUAUAUGCCGCAAGGAGCAGUCGCUGGAUGGCAUGAUCCGUCUGUUCCCUACCUGGGAGGACGGGGAGCCGCGUCGAGACGCGCGCCCGAAGUCGCCCGUCGAUGCUCCCCCGACGAGCCCCAUCUGGUCCAUCAACGCUCAAGCGGAGCGGACUGCGGACGCCGUGAAGCGGGCCAUCGCAGACCAACUGGAUCCGGAGGAGGCGUUGACGAGCUGCAAUACCUUCGUGAACUCGAUCCCCGAGCGAGACUACCCGGAGCUGAAUACGGAGUUGCUGCAGGAAGUGCAGUUCCAGCUCAGUCUUAUGGCCACGAAACUUAAGGACGAUUACGAACGGAAAGUGGCUUUGCUCGAGCAAGAGGUGCAGGUAGCGCAACAGGCCAAAUCGAUGAUGAGGGAUAAGCUGCAGCGCAGUCGCUCACGCCGCGAGCAGGAGAAGCUGCAGUACGAGAAGGACAUCCGGAUGCUGCAGAGGGACAAGGACGAGAACGUUCGGAUAUUCCGGGACCAGGGCGAGAAGGCGAUGCUCGAGGUCAGUCGGCUGCAGAGGUCAGUCGACGCUGCGAUGGUCAAUAUCAACGAUAUCUUGGACGAGAAGGAGAAGGCGCAGAAAGGCUGCAUGAGGUACAAGAAGAAGUAUUAUGCCCUGAAGGCCUCUGUGCUAUCUGCCAAGCGAGCAGCAGGACCGUAUGACGACUCCGACGACCUCAUUAUCGCGGACUAG
Messenger RNA from Epithele typhae, 855 nucleotides. RefSeq lists its product as uncharacterized. The record is from RefSeq and is a predicted model, not a curated record. The transcript has 5 exons. Lineage: Eukaryota; Fungi; Basidiomycota; Agaricomycetes; Polyporales; Epitheliaceae. Bases 1 to 855 code for a protein of 284 amino acids.